Messenger RNA from Xyrauchen texanus (razorback sucker), 4267 nucleotides. RefSeq names its product von Willebrand factor A domain-containing protein 7-like. The transcript is spliced from 17 exons. The record is from RefSeq and is a predicted model, not a curated record. Bases 666 to 3734 code for a protein of 1022 amino acids. NCBI's taxonomy places the organism in Eukaryota, Metazoa, Chordata, Actinopteri, Cypriniformes, Catostomidae.
GUUAGUAACAGUUCUGCGGUCUUUCACUAGUAAAGUCACAAUAGAAUUGCUGGGGGAAGUGAAUACGGAGUGUGUUUUCAUGUCAAGCUAAGACAGAACUGAAAAGCAGGGAGGCAGACACAGUCACCCUUAAUAUAUUCAGCACUAUUGUGUUGAGUCAAUGCAGCGUACUGAAAUGGGGAAUGUGGGGGAAAGAAAGAGUGGAGAGAGGAAGAAAGAAGACAAGGAGGGACACACAUGCUAUGAUGCGGUUAUGAGGACAUAUUGGGUCUCAUGGACCUCUAUCUUCAAGCCAGAUUCAUCAGGUUGUAUGUGAUUUUUAUCUAUUUGUGUUAGCUGGAAGUGCUCCUCUAGAAAUAUUUACAGCAACCAGAGACAAUCAUCAGAGCUUUGAAACUUGUUAUUCAACUUCUGUUUUUCAAAAGGCUGCACGUAAUGUGGUGAACAGACCCGUCGCAGACAGCAUCUCUCUCUGUCUGUGGUUAAAAGCCACAUCAUGCUCACAAGAGCAAUUUUUGAGUGCUGUUUAGUGUUUGUACCUGUCAAAUGGAAAAACACACAAGAAUACAUGCUGAAAAAAAACUUUAAUGAGACCACAAAAGAACUCUUGAGAGCUAUGAUGCAUCUUUCUAUGGCAGUUCUGGUGUUGUGACCAUUGUGGAAUUAUGGGUGAACGUGUGGGAAUAAGGCCUUCAUCACGACUGUGUGCCCUGGUGCUGGUCAUGAGCUUUGUGCCAGUGUGUCAAGCUUUUUUGCCCAACUUCUGGUCUAGUGUAUUGACAAUGUCCUGGGAUUCAUACACACAUCAGUAUAUGACUGAGCACGCUAUACUCAACAUCACCAUGGAAACCCUGAGCAGAAUGAAGGAACACCAACAAGAUGUAGAUAAUGAAGUUCUGUAUACUGGGUUAGGUCGAGGUUUUUGGCAUGCUGUGGGUGAGGUAGCAAGCGCCAAUGCUGCUAUGGACUUCCUAAACUCCACACGGUCUGAUCCAAUCUACCACUUUGACUCUGAGCGGGUGGAAGGAGCCACAGAGAUGCUGCGAGAUUUCUGGAGCCAGACACUGAUGCUGACCAGGGCUAAAGAGUACCAGGGGGCCAGACGCAGCCUCGGCCAGCUCUUUCACUCACUGCAGGACUUCUACAGUCACAGUAACUGGGUUGAGAUGGGUCAGCAAGCUGUAUACCUUCACCUGCUGAAUCCUAAAGACCCUGCAGUACCUGUGGCCUCAGAGGAUAUUCCUACAUGUGCAGAGUGCUACAGAUUCAGCUGUUAUAACAAUCUACUCAAUGAGCUGAUCCGGGGUAAGACAGAGCCGCUACUGACCACUGGCUAUUUCAGCACAUACCCACUCAAACCACCAGGCAAAUGCAGCCACGGUGGAAUUCUGGACAGCAGUCGUCACCAGGGAGCUGAGGGAGGCAUCAAUAAGGACAGCACCUCUCCUCUGUUCUCCCCUCAUCACUACCUCCAUAAAGAGGCUGCUUUUCUAGCAACCUCAGCAACCUUCAGAGUACUGAAAGACCUCUGUGAUGAGGUGGGGCCCAUGAGCUUCCUCAGGCUCUUCAGUGUCCAGCAGCUUCCAGCACUGGUCUUUGUCAUGGACACCACCGGCAGCAUGUUUGAGGAGAUCACAGCCGCCCGCCUCCGAGCCCUCUCCAUCAUUCAGGCCCGAGAAAAGAGGAGCAGCACUAGUCUGCCUGGCACCUUCAUUCUGGUGCCCUUCCAUGAUCCUGAUUUUGGGCCAGUGAUGGAGACGGAUAGCCCUCAUGAGUUCAUGCGGUAUAUGGAGGAUCUGACCGCUCUCGGAGGAGGAGAUGAACCAGAGAUGUGUCUCUCUGCCCUUCAGUUGGCUCUGACCCACAGCCCUCCGCUAUCAGAGAUUUUUGUGUUCACGGACGCCUCUCCUAAAGAUCAUCAUCUGCAAAGUUCAGUCCAAGCUCUCAUUUUAGAGAAGCAAACAAAGGUAAACUUCCUGCUGACAGAAGAUCCAAGCCUUAUAGCAAGAGGAAGAGGGAUGAGAAAGAGGAGGAGAACAGAAACUUUGUCUCCCGAUAGAUUCUCUCUAUAUUCCUCUCUGUCAUCUGUGUCUGGAGGAAUGACCAUCUUCACAUCAAACAAAGACAUCCAAAAAGUAUCAGCCAUUGUAGAAGACAUAACAACUUCCAGCAAGGUAUCUCUGCUUCACGCAGAGGGCAAGUUGGACUCACCGAACUCCUUUCGCGUGGACAAAGCUGUUACGAAAGUGAUGCUGCACAUCACAGGCCAGCACACACACUGUGAGCUUGUCAGCCCCUCAGGUGCUCGUCAGUCUUUUCCUGGUUCUGAAGGUCCAAUGGCAAAACUGGACUCAUCUCAGGGUCUGUACAGAAUAAGCCUGCUACCUCCUUUACAAAUAGGCAUAUGGCAGCUCAUGAUCAGAGCCAUUGGACCGGUUACAUUCAACGUCUUAGGUGACAGCAGUUUGGACUUCCUGUACUAUUUUGCAAAAGAGGCCAAUGAGACACAUCCAGGACUGAGGAAAAUAGAAGGCAGUCCUAUAGCAGGCAUCCCACUCUUUUUAGUGGUUGCGGUAACAGGCCUCUCACCCAAUGAGGAGGCCUUUAGUCAUGUGACCUUGUUGGGGCUCAGUGGAGAGAGCCUGCAGAAAGUGUUGCUGAAUUCAUCUUCUCACUGGUCUGGAAAUGAGUUAGUUGGCCAUAUGGACUCCGUUCCCAGAAUGCCAUUCAGCUUACGUCUCUCUGUGAAGGAUGGAAGGGGGAACCUGCUAGAAAGGGUUUCCUCUGAAAUGAUUCAACCAACACACGUACAGAUACAGGUCUACUCUCCUCCACACCUUCUCCCAGGUCGCACCUCUGCUGUGCUAUUUGAGGUAUUUAAUCAUGGCCCCAACUGUCCCUUCACGCUUUCAGCAGAAGAUGACCAUGGGUACCUUUCCCACAGAGACCAAUCCAGGCAAAGGUUGUUAAUUGCUGAGAUGGGCUCUGUGAAAAGGGAGGUUGAGAUAAGGGUCCCUCAUGAUGCUCAGACAGCCAGGGCCAUCACCCUGACCCUUACUGUCCAAGCAGAGGAUUCACCAGAAUCCAACUAUGCUGUGGUUCAUCUGACAGUGAUACCUGAGGAGCCUGAUACAUCUCCUCCUGAAUGUUCCGCCCUGGGUGUGGAGUCUGCCUGCCCCUCUGUAUGUGCUCUGGGUAUCUGGAAAGUCUCACUGGUAGCAAAAGACAGAGGCCACUCUGGACUGGCAUCUGUACAGCUGGCAAAAGGAGAAGGCACCCUCAUCCUGUCCGAGAUGAGUAGAGAGAGACGCCAAGACCAUUUCCAAUAUGUUCAUGAAGAAACUGCAGAAGCAGUCAACCUCCCUUUGUUACAACCACAGAAGAACACUACAGAGUCCAUGGAGUUUCACAUUAAUCAACAUCUUGAAACAGAAGUUAAACAUGGACCUCAAAGGCUGGAGGGUUUCCAGUUAGUCAGUGGGGAUCCUCCAUUGAACAUCAGUGAAUGGACAAUGGGUAAGCCUGUAAUGUUGAACUAUUCCUCAGGCUGCUGUGCCCCUCAGGCAGAGCUGGUGCUGUGGGACAGAGCGGGUAACAUGAGACGCUGCCAUCUCAUAGCCAGCCAGCAGAGGGCAUUAAAAGAAAACAACAGUACACACAGAGGGACAUAUAUAUCAUGGAUAGUUCUCAUGAUGUGGAUGCUGUGCUGUCAAUUAGCAUUGAGUGUAAUCUAGCUGAAAUGUAAUGACUUUUUAUUAUGCAACACUGUAUGAACACAAGCCAUUACUUGUAUUUAGUGUUUCAUAUGCAUUAAUAAUAAUUCACUGAAAAAACAGAAACUGACAAAUAACUCAGGGCUAAUUGUGCUUUUUUAUUUUGUGAAUUGCUAGUUCUUCACUGGAUUCUAUUAGAAUGGCAUGUAAAAUUCUAGCUUUACAUACCCAUUGUAGUAUCGAAAACAAAGUAAAAGAAGGCCUAAUAUAAUUCUUUCAUGUUUUUUUGAUUGAUAUAACACGUCAUACAGAGUGUUGUGCAUACUCCACUUUUUUAUAUACUGCACUGUCCUUACCUAAUGGACAUAUGUUGUUAAAAUUUACAAUAAUAAUAAUAAUGAAAGAUAUUAAAUUAAACAUGAGAUUCAGACAGCACAAUCAUACUGUCUUAAAGUUGCAGCACAAUGGUUCAUCUGAGUACAGUAAUACUGCUUGUCUUAGUUGUAUUUUUGUUGAACUUUUUUUUUUAGAUAUUAUUUAUAAAUAAAUAUAAA